CUCGACUGGUUGGAAGAAGCAAAAAAACCACGCGGAUUUCAAAGUCCUCGAUUAAUCAAAUCAUUUCAGAAUUAUUUUCACGUCCGAUUUCCCGAUUCAUGCUUUGCUCGUCGAUCUUUCCUCUCGCCGUGCCGCACAAUCGAUUCGCACUCCGUCUAAACCUUCUAUCGCUCAAUAAUCACGCUCUGCAGCAUCCGCCCACUGGCCGUUGUCUCAUAAUCGGAGUUCGAUUUUGGAAGUUUCAGUGUUUCGUUGUAUUUAUUGAGUUGGUCGCAAAAUCUUCAUACUUUAAUCGCUAGCUCUACAUGGAAUACAAUGCGUUCGAUAGCAGUGGUGAGUAUUCAUUAUUAAGGUCUUCAAUUCUAGAACUUGGAUAUACUCUGUGAAAAAAAGGUCUCCAACCAUUCCAUAUUGAGAAUGAUGUCACCAUCAAAGAUUGUAACGCAUGAAAAUCAGUGGCAAACUCAACUCCGUGAACCAAUAAUUGCACAUGACGUGCAACACCAUCAUUUUAAAUUCGAGCACCAUUUCAGACGGCCACUAAGAAUCCUUUGGUGGUUUCCAAUCAGAGGUGAAGAUGCUGAACAAUUUGUGGUUGGAUAUAAUUGUGAGAAUUCCCAGUGUCAAUCAAGACGGUGAAUUGCUUCCCUUGGAUGGUGGUGCCUGGUGGCUACGGCGGGUGGGGAAAAUGUUUUUGGUUGGAGAUAGAAGUAGCGGUAGUUUGGUGUUAACGGGCACAGGAGUUGAUAAAGGCCUGUUACUAGGAUCAUUCUUUGUAGCUUAUUGCUUAUCUUCUCUUAAUUUGGCUAGUCUUAUGGCUUUGGCUAUAUCGGUGGGCUUUAAGAUCUUGUGUUCGGCUUGAAUACCUAGUUUAAGUCCUGAGAUAAAACAGUCCAAGAUGGCUUGCGGUGAGAAAUCACUCGAUUGCACACAAUUUCGAAUUCUUCUUGAUGCGUGGUGACCGAUUUGUGUUGGGAGAGCUUGAACAAUGUUGCUCGAUGGUUCACAUGGACAGGCCAAAGCGUUGCUCUAGCGCAUUGGCGAAUGCCCCCAAGAAAAGAGUUGUUGGUACCGGUGCAUCCACUUGUACCAUGAUAACGCUGGGCCAACCAUGGAGAAGCUAGCUUAAUCAAUCCUUUGUUCCUCCGGGAUGUCCCAAAAACAAAAAAUAUUUUUUCACCAAUCGCCAAAAAGCGGAUUGCUUCUGUCAAAGGUAGCAAGCUCACAAUGGGGCAAUUUCAGUUGAGGGCAGAGUUCGGGG
This is a messenger RNA of Cuscuta campestris, 1261 nucleotides long. The record is from the annotation of a GenBank genome assembly. Lineage: Eukaryota; Viridiplantae; Streptophyta; Magnoliopsida; Solanales; Convolvulaceae.